Molecule: messenger RNA, 144 nt
Organism: Cetraspora pellucida
Lineage: Eukaryota; Fungi; Glomeromycota; Glomeromycetes; Diversisporales; Gigasporaceae
Source: the annotation of a GenBank genome assembly
AUGCCAAAAAUUACGUUCAAAAGAUUAGAUCCUAGUAAACCUAAUGAGUCUUUAGUUGAACAACAAGUUCAUGUAAUAUCAAAUGAACGUUUAAAAGAAAUAAAAUCUUGGAUAGAUAGUACUAAACAUUAUAGUUUAUCAGGA